AUGUUCAUUUUGACUAAAAUCUCUGAUUUGGUGCGGGUUCCACCAGAUCAAUUCCACAGACACCCUAAGGCGUCCAUCUUCCACCAACUCAACAAUAAGUUCGCCAAUAAGGUGAUACCACACGUCGGACUUUGUAUUACCAUCUACGAUUUGCUGGCAGUCGAGGAGGGACAAUUAAAGCCCGGAGACGGUGCUGCCUACAUCAACACAACGUUCAGAGCCUUAGUGUUCAAACCCUUCGUGGGCGAAAUCAUAACAGGCUGGAUCUCCCAAUGUACAGUAGAGGGAAUCAAGGUCUCGCUUCUGGGGGUUUUUGACGACAUCUUCAUUCCUCACAAAAUGAUGUUCGAAGGGUGCUAUUUUUCACCAGACGACAACGCCUGGGUAUGGCCCAUGGACGAGGAAACAAAACUGUAUUUCGAUGUGAACGAAAAGAUUAGGUUCCGUGUAGAGCGGGAGAUUUUCGUGGACGUAAAACCCAAGUCUCCUAAAGAAAGAGAGGCAGAGGAACAGAGCGAACAAAGUGAAGAGGGCGGAGACGAAAAUAAAAAACCAAAGGUAGAAAAACCUCCUGCAUACGCGCUUCUGGGCUCUUGUCAAACUGAUGGGAUGGGUCUCGUUGGCUGGUGGGAAUGA
Molecule: messenger RNA, 636 nt
Organism: Lachancea meyersii CBS 8951
Lineage: Eukaryota; Fungi; Ascomycota; Saccharomycetes; Saccharomycetales; Saccharomycetaceae
Source: the annotation of a GenBank genome assembly